Phoenix dactylifera (date palm) is the source of this 1802-nucleotide messenger RNA. RefSeq names its product cholesterol 16,22-dihydroxylase CYP90G4-like. Gene Ontology annotation, molecular function: oxidoreductase activity, acting on paired donors, with incorporation or reduction of molecular oxygen; heme binding; monooxygenase activity. NCBI's taxonomy places the organism in Eukaryota, Viridiplantae, Streptophyta, Magnoliopsida, Arecales, Arecaceae. The record is from RefSeq and is a predicted model, not a curated record. Gene Ontology annotation, biological process: brassinosteroid homeostasis; sterol metabolic process; multicellular organism development.
CUUCCACCGCCUCCCUUAUCAAACCAUCGCCAUAGCGUGUGUUUGCGAGCAAGAGAGGGGGCGAGUAGACACCAUGUCGCCCGUGGUCGUGCUCUUCUUUCUCUUCCCAACCCUGCUAGUCCUCGCGGUAGCAGCUCUGAGCCUAAGGAACAAUGAGAACGGGAAGAAGAGAGGCCUCAACAUCCCACCGGGAAGCAUGGGAUGGCCCCUCCUUGGAGAGACCAUCGCCUUCCGCAGGCUCCAUCCGUGUACUUGUCUAGGAGAGUACAUGGAAGAACGCAUGCAGAAGUACGGGAAGAUCUACAAGUCCAACCUCUUCGGGGCGCCGACGAUUGUGUCGGCAGACGCAGAGCUGAACAGGUUCGUGCUGAUGAAUGAUGGGAGGCUGUUCGAGCCGAGCUGGCCGAAGAGCGUGUCGGAGAUCCUCGGCAAGACGUCGAUGCUGGUGCUCACCGGAGAGAUGCACCGCUACAUGAAGUCGCUCUCCGUCAACUUCAUGGGCAUCGCGAGGCUCCGAGCGCACUUCCUUGGGGACUCCGAGCUGUACAUCACGCAGAACCUAAGAACAUGGAGGGAGAAUACCCCCUUCCCUGCCAAAGAGGAGGCUUGCAAGGUAACAUUUAACCUUAUGGUGAAGAACAUACUAAGCAUGAGGCCUGGUGAGCCGGAGACGGAGCAGCUACGAAAGCUUUACAUGUCUUUCAUGAAAGGGGUGGUGGCAUUUCCUCUUAAUCUCCCUGGAACCGCUUACAGAAAGGCCACACAAGCACGCGCGACCAUUUUGAAAACGAUAGAGAAGUUGAUGGACGAGAGGAUCCAGAAGAAGAAAGAGGGAACGGAUGAGAUCGGAGAAAACGAUCUGCUAGGUUUUAUUUUAGAGCAAUCCAACCUUGACGCCGAGCAGUUUGGUGAUUUAUUGUUGGGAUUGCUCUUCGGCGGUCAUGAGACGUCAUCCACGGCUAUCACCUUGGCUAUCUACUUCCUCCAAGAUAGCCCCAGAGCGGUGGAGCAGCUACGGGAAGAGCACAUUCAGAUAGUGAACGCAAAGAAGCGAAGGGGGGAGCCUCCUGCUCUAACUUGGGAAGACUACAAGCAGAUGGAGUUCAGCCAAUGUGUUGUCAGCGAGACUCUACGGUUGGGCAACAUUAUCAAGUUCGUACAUAGGAAGGCAAACACGGACGUCCAGUUUAAAGGGUAUGACAUCCCAAGUGGGUGGAGCAUCAUUCCGGUCUUUGCAGCUGCACAUCUAGAUCCUUCUGUGUACGAAAAUCCUCAAAAGUUUGAUCCAUGGAGAUGGCAGACCAUCUCUACAAGCUCUGCGAGGAUUGACAAUUACAUGCCAUUUGGGCAAGGCCUGCGUAACUGUGCCGGGUUGGAGCUUGCGAAGAUGGAGAUUGCCGUGUUCCUUCACCAUCUUGUCCUUAAUUUUGAUUGGGAGCUGGCAGAGCCCGAUCAGCCUCUUGCUUACGCCUUCCCUGAGUUCCAGAAAGGCCUUCCUAUCAAGGUCCGCAGGAUCUCCCUCAUCGAGUAAAAGAAGGAGAGGGCGUGUUUCUAUGAAUCACGAGGCUUGUGUGCUCCUUUCCUUGGUGGCCAAUGUUGUAGGUGGGAUGUUUAAUGCGAAUAAAAAGUUGUCGCACGAGAGUACGUAAUUUCUGCAUGUGGUCUUGCAUGUAUGGUGUAUAAGCUGUAAGCAUCGAGCUAGCUUGGAUUUGUUAAGGAAAUAUCUUGGUUGCCUGCAUGUAAUAUUGGUGCAGUAAUUCGUACGUUCAAGGAACGCAACAAUAAAGCAUCAAGUUCCUACA